Molecule: messenger RNA, 656 nt
Organism: Solanum lycopersicum (tomato)
Lineage: Eukaryota; Viridiplantae; Streptophyta; Magnoliopsida; Solanales; Solanaceae
Product: protein PELPK2
Source: RefSeq, a predicted model, not a curated record
UUGAAGUGAAGUAUAAUUAAUGCAUAAUCAACAAAAACAUAAAUUAUAAGUCUUGAAGAAUUUAUCACCUGGCUUUAUACAAUGGCUUAUAAGUAUAUUCCAUCUUUUUUCUUGUUAUUAUUCGUCACAUUGUUUUUAACAAGUAGUUAUGUGAUUCAAGUUGAAGCGCGCAAUUUUCUUGAAGUAACUAUCCCUGAGCUUCCUAAGCCAGAAUUGCCACAUUUACCUGAAAUCCCAACUUUGCCUAAACUUGAAUUCCCUGAAAUUCCAAAACCUGAGUUGCCUACAUUACCAAAGCCCGAAUUUCCAGAAAUUCCAAAGCCGGAGUUUCCAUCAUUUUCAAAGGUUGAACUUCCAACUUUACCAAAACUCGAGAUUCCUGUCAUUCCUAAGCUUGAAUUGCCAACUUUGUCAAAGCCGAAAAUGCCUUAAGUGCCUAAAAAGCCUUGAGCACGAGGCUUGUUAAAAAUGUAUUGUGUAUUGUGUGAUCAUAUAUGUAUUUGAAGCUUUCCUUUUGGAAAGAUUAUUUAUGUGAUAUUUAUGUACAAGAAUUGUUUAUGUAAUUGUUCUGUUUUCAGUUCACUAAUGUACUUGUCUUACUAGUGACAUUAUACACAUCUUUAUUUGUAAUCUAAGACUCGAUUUCAGUUUGUUUA